Molecule: messenger RNA, 4647 nt
Organism: Meriones unguiculatus (Mongolian gerbil)
Lineage: Eukaryota; Metazoa; Chordata; Mammalia; Rodentia; Muridae
Product: schlafen family member 5
Exons: 5
Coding region: 266-2920 (884 amino acids)
Source: RefSeq, a predicted model, not a curated record
CCAAGCUUGCCCGCUGCACGGGGGUUUCCUGUGCUCCACGCACUGCCCCACCCCGUGCGAUGUCACCGCGCUCAGCUGACACAAAAACAAGAGUCUGCAGGGCAGAGGUCUACACUCUGGACCGGGAGAUCUCUUCACCGACUCCAGGAGGUGGGCGCGCUGCGGAGGACAGACGCCAGCGGGUAACGGGUCCCCCGAGGUCCUUUGCACAAGUUUUCUCAAAGCCAGGAUCAUCAGGAAAAGACUUCUGCUACAGGCUGAGAAGAUGAGUUUCCUGGCAAGUUUGGAAAUGAACUUUUCGGAGUACAUUGUAGAUGGAGGGAGAGCCACCCUUGGGGUUAGGCAAAGGGUGGAAAUGGACCCUGCCCACCGGGAGAGACAGAACGAAGUCAUCUCUAAAGCAGUGUGUGCUCUGCUGAAUUCUGGUGGGGGAAUGGUCAGGGUUGAGAUUGAGAACAGAGACUACAAUUCCGAGUGUGAUGGAGUAGGUUUGAAUCUGCCGCCAUUGUUCAGAAACCAUCUGGAUGAGAUGCAGCAGGGGGAGCUCUUUUUAAUAUAUGUGAACUCGUGGAACGUGGCCCACUCAGGCGUGCCCCUCGCUACCUUGUGUUCCAAUUUGUACCACAGGUGCGGAAGGUUUAAUGAGGUCAUGGAUCCUCCAGAAGCCCUGCUGUUCCUCAGAAGAAGGGUCGAGGCUCUCAGGAACGAUGGUGAUCCUGACUUAGUAAAUCCACAGGAAGCCUCUGUUGAUAACCACAUGAUCUCAGCUGCUGGUUUAUUUGAAGGCUGGCAGCUCCAGUACCUGCAAAAACUCAACUUUGCAGAGUCCCUACACGUUGAUUUUCAAAUGUUCUCUGCAGACCUUUCCCAGGGCCUUAAAGAGAGACUCCCCGUGUGUGUUUCUGCCCUUGCCAAUUCUGAAGGGGGAUAUGUGUUUUUCGGUGUGCACGAUAAGACCUGUCAAGUCAUUGGAUGUGAAAAGGAAAAAUUAAAUCCUUCCACCUUGCUGGCUACUAUUGAUGGCUGUAUCAGGAAGAUGCCUGUCUAUCACUUCUGUGCACAGGACCAUAAAGUGCAAUAUGAGGUCAAAUUCCUGGAAGUGUAUGAGAAAGAGGCCCUCUACGGGUAUGUCUGUGCAAUCAAGGUAGAACGAUUCUGCUGUGCAGUAUUUGCCAAAGCGCCUGAUUCCUGGGAGAUAAAGGACAAUCAUACAAAGCAGAUAGCCACAAAGGACUGGUUAGCUUGGAUGGUAGAAACCGACCCAGAGCUUUACAGUUUUCCUCAGUUGACCCUCGCAAGGAGCGUGUUAGGCACCACGCCCAAAAGCAGGCCUGUGUUCAAACAUACAAGUCUGAGAGGUGUGGAAGAGCUGCAGAAGGAUUACUUUCCAGUGUCACCCAACAGGAUUACGUAUACUCCAGAGAGCAUCUACAGGGACCUCUUCUCAGACCACAGAGGACUAAGAAACCUAAUAAAUUCAGAAAUGCGCUGUUUCUCUCAAGGGGUAUUGGUUUUCUCCCACAGCUGGGCUGUGGACCUAGGUCUUCCAAGGAAGCAAGGAGUCAUCUGCGAUGCUCUUCUGAUUUCCCCCAACAAUGUCCCAAUACUGUACACCAUUUGCAGCCAGUGGACUCUGGAGUACAAGUCUUAUUCUAUGAAAGUCGCUCGUACUCUGAAGGAGCAAUUGGUGAACGUGGGUGGCUACAUCGGGAGACUAGGCAUUAUUCCCUUGGUCUUACAGCUGGGUUCUGAUCAACCAGUAAGGCCCAGUUUAGAAAUGCCGGUUUACCCCGAAUCCUAUAACUUCACAACCGUGGAGGAGAUGGAGGAACUGCUGCAGUCCCUUGUGAUCGUCUUGUUUGGGUUCAGAUUCUUCUCAAACGAAGAGCUACCCUCUGAGAUCAUGAUGCUACUCACGGACCAACAGUAUCAGUUGGUUUCAAAGAAUCUUUGCAAGUGUGGAGAGCUGUUUGUUCAUGGCUUACCCGGCUCAGGGAAGACCACUCUAGCCCUCAGGAUCAUGGAGAAGAUUAGGAACGUGUUCAGCUGUCAAGCCAACAACAUUCUCUACAUCUGUGGGAACCAGGCUUUGACGAGGUUUAUGAGCAAGAAAAACCUUUGCCAGGCAGUGACACAGAAAAAUUUCAUGAAAAAAACCUUUAACAACAUUGAACACAUCGUCGUGGAUGAAGCUCAGAAUUUCCGAACCGAGGACGGGGACUGGUAUGCGAAGGCAAAAUCCAUUGUUAAGACCAGGAGAGGCGACCCGGGGGUUCUCUGCAUCUUUCUGGAUUACUUUCUGAUCAACCACUUGUGCUGCAGCGGCCUUCCCAGUCUCCAACAGCAGAACCAAGUACUGUUCCUCACUAGGAUGCUCCGUAACGGUGACAACAUAACCAACUACCUACAACACAUAAUCCAGCAAAUCAGAGAAAACCCUCCCGUCAAUGUCCCCCCAGAGGCCCUGAGGUUGGGCCAAGAACCCGAAUGGGUUCUACCUGACACUGGCAGUUUAGAGAUUACUGAUGACUUGAGUCUGGAGCAGAUGGCAAGCUACAUAGCAGAGAAAUGCCGGUGUCUCUGGAGGUCUGGCUAUGACCCCAGGGAUGUCGCUGUUCUUUUCACCAACACCAGAAACAUAGACAAAUGUAAAGACAAGAUUCUUCUAGCAAUGAGGAGGAGGACUGCGUCUCAGCUCAGCGAGGAACCCAGUUCCCUAGUGCAGGUCAGGGAGGGGUUGGAUAUUCUGGGUAAUCACAUCGUAUUCGAGAGGGUCCACCGAUUUUCAGGCCUGGAAAGAAGCAUAGUUUUUGGGGUCAUUCCAGUGGCAUCUGACACAACCAUUUUCUACAAUGUUCUGCUCUGUCUGGCUUCCAGGGCGAGAACCCAUCUGUACAUCAUAAAGCUUUCGGAUUGUUAGGAAGAUAAGUCUCUAGAAGACUUUGAAACUCUUUGAUCUAAACAUUCAAGCACCAAAACAUUUAAUGUGCAGUCACCCACUUAGGGCAAACAAGUACUGGUGCAAAUGACUCAGACAGUUGUAAAAGAUAGCAGAGUAAUUGGCACUGAGAUUCUGUCUGUCUGUCUGUCUGUCUGUCUGUCAGUGUAUGUGUGUGUGUUAUUGGGAAGUACUGGUUGUUUGGAGUAGGGACGAAAGAGCUAAUCAUGAGAAGACCGCUGAACUAUAUGUUCUAGUAGACUCAUGUUCCUUGUUUUAUUUGUUUGCUUGUUUUUAAUUUUAACACAGACGCCCACAGAAAUGCUUGAUCCUGGUGUAUGGGGAAAACAUGAAGGGUAGAGGGGUAUAGUUUGUCUGUCUUUAGCAGGACAUGUUUUGAAAAAUAAAUUCACAAACUGCAGAUUGUAAUUUCUUGGUGAGACCAGUUUAGAUUGUUGUGUUGUUUUCCAUUUUGCCUUUUAUUGGUGUCACUGUCUUUGAUCUUUGCCUCAUGCAUGACCUUUCCAUUCAGAAUCUUUGCCCUUUGACUCAGCUUUAAUGUUAUUCCUGUGGAGACUCCGGAGUCUCCGCGGUCACAGUGCUGCGGGGAGACUCGCUCUGUGGGGUUUAGUGGUCUGGAAGGUAGGGGACCUCAAAGGAUGGAUAUACAGAUAUAAAGUUGACAUGACUUCACAUUUAGUUUAGUAACCAUUGUAUGCAAAUGUAAGUCAAAUAUCUGUUCUCCAGGUUCUCAGUAGUUCAACCAGUCUUUCAAGGGCCACGGAGGAAAAAUUUUCAUCCUUUACUUUAGUUUCUCAGAAACUCAAAAUUUAGAGCCAUACAGACUCGUCUUUUUUGGGAGACACAAACAAACAAAAAUACAGAGUUAAUUGUUUAUUAAAAAGGGAAAAGUAAAUCAUGAAAAUUUAAGGGAAAUAAGCAUAUAUGGAAAGUAUGAUAUAAGUUGAGUAACUUGGAGAAAAAUCACAUAUUCUAACAGGAGUAUCUAAGCCUAUAAUGUUUAUAUGAGUGUGUAUAAGCAGGGCUGAGUGUAGGUAUAGGCCAUGAACUAGAAAAAAGACAAAGAAGCUUGGGGAAAAAAAGCAGUGGGGGUAGGAACAGCAGGUUACUUGUGAUAUGAAAGCAGAAAGGAUGCUGUCGGGGAGACAGAAGCAGGGCAGAGGGAUGGGCUCAUGGAAGGGAGGGGGAACAGAUAUUGGUGAAAUACUGUAAAAAAAGAAAAAAAAAAAACAAAAAACACCCAAAACUUGAAGGUAGAAUUGGUUUGCUUUAGGCCUAGUUACAGUCUUAAAAAUUAACACACAAGGGGCUGGAGAGAUGGCUCAGUGGUUAAGAGCACUGGCUGCUCUUCCAAAGUGACCCAGGUUCAAUUCCCAGCACCCACAUGGCAGCUCACAACUGUCUGUAACUUCAGUUCCAAGGGGCCUGACACCUUCACACUAAAGCACAUAAAAUAAAAUUGAACAAGUUAUUUAAAAAAUUCACACACAAAACAAUUUACUUCUAGCCAGGCGGUCAAGGUGCACGCCUUUAACCCCAGCACAUGGGAAGCAGAGGCAGAUGGAUCUCUCUGAGUUCGAGGCCAGCCUGCUCGACAGAGCAAGUUCCAGUACAUCCAAGGCUACACAGGAAAACCCUAUCUUGAAAAGCCAAAAAAAAAAAAAAAAAAAAAAAGAAAAAAAAGAAAA